Molecule: messenger RNA, 968 nt
Organism: Paramecium sonneborni
Lineage: Eukaryota; Ciliophora; Oligohymenophorea; Peniculida; Parameciidae
Source: the annotation of a GenBank genome assembly
AUGAGAAAAUUAAGUUAUUUGUUAAUAGCAAAGAAAAAUUAUAAAUAUAGACUUUUUUUUCCAAAAUUUAAUCAGGCCAUAUAAGUAUUUUCUGAUUCUAUUAAAAUUCAAUAAUAAAAAUAUUUAAAUAAGCAUAAUGUAUAUAGUUUGAUUUAUUAUAAGGAAAUAAGAAGAUUAAGAUGAAAUAAGUGUAUCUCAAAGCCUUGGAAUUUCUAGGAGAUUUGCAAAAUAUUUAUUGAAAUAGGUAGCACAUUACGAUCGUGUUAGAAAGGCUAAAGAAGAGUAUUAAAAGCUUACAAAAAGAAUUCAGAGUUUAACAGUUGCUUUUUCAGAUUAUGAGAUAGAUGGAUUAAUUUAAUAUAAGGAUAAAGACAAUGAUUCAUAUACAAGAUUUAUGAGAGAUGCAGGUCUUGAAUCACAUCAAGUUUUAUAAUUGUAUAUAACAUAUAAAUUUGGUGCUCAAAAGGGAGCAAUGUUUACAUUAUAGGAAUUCAUUUUAGGAAUGAUUCGUUUAAGGUAAAAUAAAAUUAUUAAUUUUAGAUGUAAUAGUGUAAAAGAUUUAAAAAAACUUACUCCUGAGUUAUUAUAGAAAAUAAAGAAAGAAAAUAAAUAUAAGAAAUUAUAUAAAUAUUAUUUUGGUGUAAUAUCAUUAGGAAAAAAUGUAAUAAGAUUUACAGAGGCAAUAAGUAAUUUAUUGAAAUAAUAAUAAUAAGCUCUUUGGGAAUCAUUAUUAAAAGAUUAAUUCAAAGAAAUUACUGAUUUCAUUCAAUUUUGUUAAGCAAAACCAUAAGAAUUUUAAACUAUUACAAAAGUUAGUUUUGAUUUAUGGUGUUAAGUGUGGAAAUUUUUUGAAACAAUAGGAAAUGAUUAUUAAAAAUUUGAUGAGAAUGGUAUUUAUUAUUAUAAUUAAAUAUUAGAUGCUUGGCCUCUUUUAAUUUUUGAAUACGUUGAAUUUAAAAAAAAAUGAG